AUGUCCGGCUGCGGAGGGAACAACAACAACAACGGCGGAGGAAAUCGGAGCGAUGAGUUACAGCCACAUCCGGUGAAAGACCAACUCCCCGGAAUCCAGUUUUGCGUCAAUAGCCCUCCUCCUUGGCUUGAAACGCUUGUGUUAGGAUUCCAACAUUACUUGUUAAGUCUUGGUGUCACUGUCCUCAUCCCGACCUUAUUAGUCCCUCAAAUGGGAGGUGGAGACAUGGAAAAAGCCAGGGUGGUGCAAACUCUACUGUUUGUGUCGGGAGUGAGCACAUUGUUUCAAUCUUUCUUCGGGACGAGGUUACCAGUUGUGGCGAUCGGUUCUUAUGCAUAUAUCAUUCCCGUUUCUUCUAUCAUCUCGGCUAGUCGAUAUCGCCAAUACACAGAUCCUUUCGAAAGAUUUGUGAUGACAAUGAGAGGAAUACAAGGGGCAAUGAUCAUCACUGGUUGCUUUCAAGUCCUCGUGGGUUUCCUCGGCUUAUGGAGAAAUGUCGUAAGGUUUCUCAGCCCUCUCUCCAUUGUUCCUUUCGCAACUUUUGCUGGGCUCGGACUCUACCACGUUGGUUUUCCUAUGCUCGCAAGAUGUGUAGAAAUCGGGCUUCCCUGUUUAAUUCUGCUUGUUAUCUUUACUCAGUAUAUUCCACGUUGCAUGAAAUCGAAGCAUCUAAUAUUGGAUGGACGAAUAUUCGAUCGCUACGGAGUAAUGAUGACAAUUCCGGUGGUAUGGUUAGUAGCUCAGCUUCUGACAUCAUGUGGUGCUUACAGCCACAGACCUCAUCGGACUCAAACCAGUUGCCGUACGGACCGCGCCGGUCUCAUCACCAACUCACCGUGGAUCUAUAUACCUUAUCCAUUUCAAUGGGGAAGCCCUACCUUCAACGUCGGAGAGGCUUUCGUGAUGAUGUUGGCAUCUUUCGUAACCCUCUUCGAGUCCACGGGGUUGUUCUACGUAUCUGCGAGGUACGGGAGUGCAACACCGAUUCCACCCUCCGUCGUUAGCCGUGGAACUGGUUGGAUGGGAGUCGGGGUUUUACUCAACGGCUUUCUUGGAUGUGUCUGUGGGGUUACAACAUCGGCGGAAAACGUAGGCUUGUUGGGACUGACAAAGGUUGGAAGCCGAAGAGUGAUUCAAAUAUCAGCAUGCUUCAUGAUUUUCUUCUCAAUCUUUGGAAAAUUUGGAGCUUUUUUCGCGUCGAUACCGCUAUCGAUAAUAGCAGCGGUCUACUGUGUCCUCCUGGCAUUUGUGUCUUCAGGAGGGCUAAGCUUUCUCCAGUUCUGCAAUCUCAACAGCUUCAACACCAAGUUCGUGUUAGGGUUUUCCAUAUUCUUGGGCAUUUCAGUCCCACAAUACUUCAGAGAGUACCACAACGGACCGACCAAUUGGUUGGGAGACGUGGUGAGAGUGAUAUUCACGUCGCACGCGACGGUAGCGGCGGUGGUAGCGAUGGCGUUGGAUUGCAUGUUGUGCAGAGAGAGCGAGGAGACGAAGAGAGAUUGCGGACUGAAGUGGUGGGAGAAGUUCCGUCUCUACAAUCUCGACGUCCGUAACGACGAGUUCUACGGUCUCCCCUUCCGCCUCAACAACUUCUUCCCUUCUCUCUGA
Messenger RNA from Tarenaya hassleriana, 1608 nucleotides. Its product is annotated as putative nucleobase-ascorbate transporter 10. NCBI's taxonomy places the organism in Eukaryota, Viridiplantae, Streptophyta, Magnoliopsida, Brassicales, Cleomaceae. Bases 1 to 1608 code for a protein of 535 amino acids. Gene Ontology annotation, cellular component: membrane. Gene Ontology annotation, molecular function: transmembrane transporter activity. The transcript is spliced from 14 exons. Gene Ontology annotation, biological process: transmembrane transport. The record is from RefSeq and is a predicted model, not a curated record.